Lactuca virosa is the source of this 1176-nucleotide messenger RNA. NCBI's taxonomy places the organism in Eukaryota, Viridiplantae, Streptophyta, Magnoliopsida, Asterales, Asteraceae. The record is from the annotation of a GenBank genome assembly.
CUUGCAGAAUUCCGCCUUUGUAAAUUCUAUUUCCUUCAUAACUUUUACAUCAAAUCAUUACGAAUGGAUCAAACUGUUCAAUAUCAAGAUCCAGACUACCUUAUAGUAGAAGACAAUGAAGUUACAAAGCCUGAUAAUGAUUCCGAUUCCGAUUCUGGUUCAAAUACCCAAGUGGUUGUUCCGAAUUACUGGCAAUCAGGGAUUUUCAGAAAGAAUAACAAAUUGAUGGUGCAUAGAAUUGAAGAAGGAACUAAUGAUUACGUGAAUGUGAAGAGGAGUUUUGUAAAUGGAAUGAAGAAUUUCGAGAAGAAUGUCGAAUUUGUUGGGAUUCACAGGAAGAAUUAUGAAUGGAGUGUGAUCGAUGAAGCUCGGGUGGACGCGUUUAGGGUUUUCGCAGCGGCAGUUGCGAGUAGAAACGGUGGAGAUCCGAACAUCAAGUAUGGUUGGUAUGGUGGUUCUCGUGAAGAGAUUCGUGAGAUUUUGUGUCAUGGAUUUCGUCGAUUUGAAAAUAGAUCGUCAUCGUAUGGCCAUGGUAUUUACUUCUCUCCGGCGAACAAUCCAAUGGCGAGUGCAAGAACAUCAAUGGCUGAUUCCGAUGGCCUAAUGCAUAUAUUAUUAUGUCGAUUGAUUUUGGGAAAACCUGAAGCAAUUCCUUUUGGUUCACGAAUAGAUCAACCGACUUCAACAGAAUUCAACUCGGGUGUUGAUGAUAUUUCAUCACCCACAAAAUACAUCAUUUGGGAACCUUACAUGAACACUCUCGUUCUUCCAGUUUUCAUCGUCACUUUCAAAGCAGAUUCAUCAAAAACAGGUGAUCAGCAAUCUGUAAGGAUGAAAAGGAAACCCCAUUUGAGAUUCGAUGUGCUCAUGAAGCACCUUGCGAAUUAUUUAAGUUCUUCAAAUAUGGCCUUAAUCAACAGACAACGUGAAGCGUUUUAUAAAAACAAAAUUUCAAGACACGCAUUUAUAAGAAGCUUGAGGAUGAUUGCUGGAGAUGAGGUUCUUAGGCCAAUAAUGAAGAUGUUUUAUGGCCCACAAUGAAGUAUAAUUUAUUCCUGUUAAAUGAUCUGAAGAAUAGACGAUUGUUUGCAAAAUGUAUACUUACAUGGAUUAUUUAGUUGUAUACGAAAGUAGUUUCUAGUGGAUAAUUUUUAUUGUAAUAGUAUUUUUGAGUAU